Messenger RNA from Cercospora beticola, 4225 nucleotides. It is a transcript of the gene SCP160, whose product is annotated as Scp160p. Gene Ontology annotation, biological process: nuclear division. Gene Ontology annotation, molecular function: mRNA binding. Gene Ontology annotation, cellular component: nucleus; cytoplasm. The record is from RefSeq and is a predicted model, not a curated record. Lineage: Eukaryota; Fungi; Ascomycota; Dothideomycetes; Mycosphaerellales; Mycosphaerellaceae.
CAACCACUUCCAUCGCAUCGACACCGCCCGCUCAUCGUGCAGCCGCAUGUAGCAAUAUCGAACCUUAUUCUACCUCGGUCUACACGCAACUCGCACCCGUCUAUACACCCUCGGUUUUCCUCCCGAUCAAAUGGCCUCCACCGCCAACGGCAGCGCUAGUGGUAGCACUGCUCAGGAUGGCAUGAGUGCUGCUGAGCGUCUGAUGCACGCGCACAAAGUGACAAUUGAAGAUGCAGCCGACGAGGAUUUGCCAUCCACCGCUUCCACCGCUGCACCUCCAGCCACUGGCACCACGAGUGCUUCGCACGAUGGCACUGUCUCCAGCGGCAAUGGCAGCAAGUCUGCAGGUAAGCAGCCGGUGCGCGAGGCACCUGCUGCCAAUGCCCCACGCGCACCGACUUUGGAUACACAGUCUGAGGAGCUAUUCCCGUCCCUCGGUGCCCCCAAGGGGCCCAGCGCGGGAACGAGCAUGUGGUCCAACAAACCUGCAGCUGUCGGCAAGGCAAACGGAACUUCGAACGGUACAGGCUACGGUCGGGCAGCCAAUGUGCCUGUCCGCACUAUGAAUGCGACCCCAGGUAUCGUCAACGCAGGCGCAGGCCGAGGGCCGGCACAGGUCAAUUUGCCCGGUCGCAACAGCGAACAGGUAUUGAUCCCUACUCACCUGAUGACGCCGCGCGCCCAACUCAAAAAACCUGUCGCCGACAUUCUGCGCGAUAUCAACAAGCGUAGCAAGGCCACCGUCGAGAUGAAAUCUGGUCCGGGAGGAAACUACAUCAUCGAAGGUACAGGCCCAACUGAUGCUGUGCGUCUGGCUUUGAAGGAGGUUGCCAGCCAGCUAUGCUCAAAGCAAACCGCCAAGGUCCCGGUGCCCAUGAGCGUGCGUGGCAGGAUCGUCGGAAAGCAAGGAGCUACAAUUCAAGCCAUCUCGAAGAAGACGGGAGCGCGAAUUAAUAUCUCGAAGCAAGAGGCUGCCGAAAUACUCGAGGACGAUGACAUGGACGCCACAAUCGACGUUACCAUUGAGGGCGAUCCCUUUGCGGUUCAGAUGGCGAAGGAGGAUAUCGAGAGAAUUGUCAACGAACACACCUCGUCCGGUACCUCGCGCCUGAAGAAUAUCCCACCCGAGUACUAUCCUUUCUUGGCAGCGCCGCACAAUCAGCGCCUCCACGGCCUGAGAGAAGGUCGCGAUCUGAAGAUUAACAUUCCCCAGUACCAUACAUGGAGCAAUCAGUUUCCACCGACUUUGCCUGAUGGACGUCAGCCUGCAGCUUUCAAGGCUCAGUCGAAUCUCCCGAUCCAGCUUGCCGGAGACAGACAGGCUAUUGCCGAGGCCAAGGCUGAGAUUGAACGCCAGGUGCAGGAAUUGGAGCGACAGCUUACUCUCGAGCACGUGCCUGUGGAGCGGGGCAGACACCAGUUCAUUGUGGGGGAGAAGGGCAAGUCAUUGCAUGAUUUCCUGCAAGAGACUGGCUGUUCCGUCAUACUUCCUCCUGACGGAGAUGACAGCGAGGUGCUUGCUGUUAUUGGUCCAGCGGACAAAAUCGACGAGGCGACCAACAAAGUCAUGGAACUCGCAUCUAGCAUGGCUAUGGCUAGCGCAGAUAUCGCACGCGCCCAUUCGAGCGCACCUCGAGGAGCUCAGGUCCAUGCACGCGACAUCACGAGAUACUUGCAGCAGCGCCAAGCUCUCCAAGAAUUGGAGCGGGCACACGAUGCACGCAUUGUCCCUGACAGUGCAGGCGCCUGGCAAAUCUACGCGCGCGAUGGCAAGAAUGCAAUCAAAGCCCGUGCCGAUGUCAUGAAUCUGGUUGCCGGGCAUCCACCCAGCCGAUUCCAACCGGUACAGGUCGAUCCUUUCUACCACCAACACAUCCGCGAAAAGGAGGCUCCACGCAUCCGCGAGCAACACGGCGUCCGCGUCGUGGUUCCGGAGGGACACAGCGAUGAGCCGCUUCUUUUGGUCUUUGAGGAUCGUGCUCCUUCACCCGAAUACAGUCUGCCUCGGGGUGCUCCACAGGCCGCGCAGAUCAAGUCCUUUGAACAAGCAUUGCAGCAGGCCCAGCGAGAAAUCAACACGCUGUUACAAGGCAGGCCUGAAAUUGUGUCGAGGCAGGUCGAUGCUCCCGCUAAGUUCCAUGACAAGAUUCGUCGACACGUCGACAGCCACCACCGAGGAUUGGCGGAAGAUCAACUUCCUGUCCAAGUGUCGUAUGGUGGUCAGCGUCAGGCAGCGCCACGUCGUGAGCAGGAACCUCGCGUGAACCUCCGUGGACCGCAAGACUCCGUCGAGGCUCUGUUGGCAAGUCUCGUCGCUUUCAUCGAGCAAGAGCAUAAAGACGAGUUGGAACGCGACUUCAAGCUGAGUUUCGAUUUCCCACAACAGCAUGCCAAUCACCUGAUUGGACGCAAAGGCGAGCACAUCAACAGCCUCCGCGAGAAGUUCGACGUCGACAUCCAGCUCAAUGAGGGCAAAUGUGAGAUCAAGGGGCCUGAGGCCAAAGCCAAGUCAUGCAAGGACCAUAUCCUCAGUUUGGUAAAGAAGCUUGAUGAUGAGAAGACGCAUCACCUGAACAUUCCUCAAGAGUUCCACAAGGACCUCAUCGGAGCCCAGGGAAGUCAAGUCAAUCGCUUGCAAGAACGAUACGGCGUGCGCGUCCAAUUCCCGCGUAACAAACAAGGAGGCGAGGAUGACACAGCUACUACUGAGGGUGCCUCCCGCCGUGAAACCCAGAAGCCAUACGAGGUUAUUGUCAAAGGCCCUAGCAAAGGUGCGGAUGCCUGCCGGGAUGAGUUGUUGAGCCUGCUAGAAUACGUCAAGGACAACUCUCACAGCGCAGUGGUGUCAGUCGCACAGAGUCAAUUGCCAUCUUUGAUCGGUGCCGGCGGUAAGGAAAUGGACGCUCUGCGCGUCCAGACCGGGGCUCAGGUCGACGUACCCGGCGCCAAAGAUGCAGCCGGAGCGGAAGGUCGAGUCGAGAUCAAGAUCAGAGGCUCCAAGAAAUCAGUAGAGGAAGCGAAGAAGCUGAUUCAAGAAAAGGCGAAAGUCUUCGACAACACCGUUACUCGCACUCUCAAUGUGGACCGGAAACAUCACGGCCGCAUCAUCGGGCCCCAGGGCAGCAAUCUUCGCGCUACGAUUCUGCAGGCUGGAGGUCCGGAGGAUACCCGUCUCCACAAUCGCAUGAUCCGCGUACCCAAGAAUGACAGCGAAGGCAACGAGGUCCGAGUCGAGGGUCAGAAGGCUGUUGUGGACAAGAUUUGUGCUGCUAUCGAGGCUAUGGUGGCCGAACAGGAGUCCCAGACCACGGAGAUUCUGGAGGUCAAGCCAGAGAAGCACCGCUUGCUCAUUGGACGUGGCGGUGAAACUCGACGUCAGUUGGAACAGCAGUUCAACGUCUCGAUCAACGUGCCGCGACAGAGCGAGACUGGCCCGCAACGCUCUCAAGUCCGCGUGACCGGCCAGCCGAACGAGGUGGAGAAGGCCAAGGCACAUAUCCUCGAGAUUACCAAGGACCAACAAGGCGAGACUGUCGCAGUUCCGCGCAAGCUUCACCACAUUAUUGCCGACAACGGGCAGUUCUUCCGGCGCUUGAGGAACGAUCACAAGGUGACGGUAGACCACGAUGGCCAGCGUCCUCCGCCGAAACAGUCCACGCCUGUGCCUAGCCGAUCCAAUGGCAGCGGCGCAAUGCCUUUGAUCACAGACGAACCCACCGACUCUAGCAGCAGCCAUUCGUGGGAAGUGCACGAGUUGCAUGGGAGUGGUGAGGAAGGCGAGAUCCCGUGGAUCUUGAGUGGACCUUCCACUGAAGCUGUACAAGCAGCACGAGCGAAGCUUGAUGCGGCCAUUGCAGAGGCCAGCAAGCUAGACACGAUCGGAUUCUUGAUCCUGCCCGAUCCUCGUGCGUACCGCCAUGUCAUCGGACCUGGUGGCAGUGAGAUCAACCGCAUCCGCUCCAAGACCAAGACCAAGAUUCAGGUGCCUCGCGACCAGAGUAAAGGCGAAGCGAUUGAGAUUCAGGGCUCUCAGGAGGGCGUGGAACAAGCCAAAGACAGUAUGUUGGAAGUGGUUCAGAACCACGCAUAAGCAGAAUGGCGUGACAUUGAUACAGCGGCAUUUGGGGUACGAAAAGGGAUAAACGCAAAAGUUUGGAGCGAUUUCCUGUAAUGCACAUAGCAAAUGAUAUAGAGUGACAAUCGACUAUCGCAACGAUGCGCCGCG